AUGUUUCGAAUUGUGAAGAAAUACGCUUCCAAAAUGAAAUGGGAAAACGUGUUUUUGAUAAUGACAAAAGACCCGAGGUGGGAAAAAGUUGCUGGGCAAAUAAAAGAAGAACUAGGGUUUUGUCUGGAAGCGCAAAUACCGCCAGAAGUCGUGUGUGAUCUUAUGGGGCUUAAUCUAAAAGACCCCGACAUUUUGAAAAACGUUUACUUUAAACGUUUGGUCUCAUACUCGGUCGUUUUCUCUUUUCGCGAACCUUCCAACCUCCAUGACAAACCCGUGCUGACAAUUCUAAAAUUAGCGCAGACAGACACAAAUACUUUGAUCGAACGUUUGAAAAAGCAGGCAACUGGUGUCAAAGUUGCGCAGACGUGGGAACUCGAAAUUCACAUGGUACUAAAUGUUUAUUCGCCCAACGACGACAUACUGAAUAAAGCUUGGCUUGAUUAUAUCUCCAUGAUCGAUGACCAGCCUCUUGGCUGGAAUUUGGCUACAUGCAUCAGAACCAUUUAUUCAGGACUUGAGAUGGAGAAAGCUAUUGGUCAAGCGCUUUCACAGCCCAUCCCAGUUUUGAGGAUGGGCGGCCACGAGCUGUCUGCAUCUAAUGAGAAAACAAAAUCAAAAUGCGAUAAGUUGAUCAAGUCACAAUCGGUCGAGAAUUUAAGAACAUUUCAUUUUUCGACAAAUGGACAAAAGUGA
Plasmopara halstedii is the source of this 696-nucleotide messenger RNA. RefSeq lists its product as uncharacterized. The transcript has a single exon. The record is from RefSeq and is a predicted model, not a curated record. The coding region runs from base 1 to 696 and encodes 231 amino acids. Lineage: Eukaryota; Oomycota; Peronosporomycetes; Peronosporales; Peronosporaceae.